ACGACCUACUACCUAAACUAUCACACCUACCUAGAAUGAUGGAGGACGACGUCACAUCAAUGGCUUCGGCCGGGACGGAAUCACCCCACCUGGUUAGUGGUGAGUGAGUGAACCACUUGUCCUACUCAAUUCCCGACAGCUGAGUGAAUAAUGUCAGGUCAUGUCAGGUUGUCUCAGAAGAUCGGGUCUUGCUUGCUGCUGCCUGUCUAGAAUACUAUAAAACCAGUUCCUUCGUCGCUGUUUCCUCCGUUUAGAUCUGUCAAGUAACACAACAUCAACACUUCCACAUUUACAUCCACUUCCACUUCCACUUCCACUUCCACUUCCCACCUUCCAACCACCAUCAACUCUUUACCCUUUCUCUCCCUCUUCGUCACUUCCUCUACCUCCAUCCUUUACGUCCCUGCAACUCCUCCAAUCAAAAUGUCCAACCCCACCAUCCCCGAGACCCAAUGGGCCCAGGUGAUCGAACAAAAGGGCCAACCGCCGGUCUACAAGCAGAUCCCGGUGCCGAAGCCGGGACCGGACCAGAUCCUGAUUAAGAUUCGGUACACGGGGGUGUGCCACACGGACCUGCACGCGAUGAAGGGCGACUGGCCGCUGCCGCUCAAGCAGCCGCUGGUGGGCGGGCACGAAGGGGCGGGCAUCGUGGUGGCGCGGGGCGAGCUGGUGACCGAGUUCGAGAUCGGCGACCACGCGGGCAUCAAGUGGCUGAACGGCUCGUGCCUGGCCUGUGAGUUCUGCAAGCAGGCCGAGGAGCCGCUGUGCCCGCACGCCUCGCUGUCCGGAUACACCGUCGACGGUACCUUCCAGCAGUACGCGCUGGCGCUGGCCAGCCACGCCUCCAAGCUGCCCAAGGAGGUGCCGCUGGACGCUGUGGCCCCGAUUCUGUGUGCCGGCAUCACCGUCUACAAGGGUCUCAAGGAGUCCGGCGCCCGGCCCGGUCAGACCGUCGCCAUCGUCGGCGCCGGCGGUGGCUUGGGCUCGUUGGCUCUGCAGUACGCCAAAGCCAUGGGGUUGAGGACCAUCGCCAUCGACGGGGGUGAGGAGAAGAAGGAAAUGUGUCAGAAAUUGGGAUCCGAGGCCUACAUCGACUUCACCACGACCUCCGAUAUCGUCGCCGACGUCAAGGCCGCCACUCCCGAGGGUCUCGGCGCCCACGCCGUCAUCCUCCUGGCCGUGGCCGAGAAGCCUUUCCAGCAGGCCACCGAGUACGUCCGCUCGCGCGGCAGCGUCGUCGCCAUCGGUCUGCCCGGCAAUGCCUUCCUGCGCGCCCCCGUCUUCAACACCGUCGUCCGCAUGAUCAACAUCAAGGGCAGCUACGUCGGCAACCGCCAGGACGGCGUCGAGGCCGUCGAUUUCUUUGCCCGCGGCCUGAUCAAUGCUCCCUUCAAGACCGCUCCCCUGAAGGAUCUCCCUCGCAUCUUCGAGAUGAUGGAACAAGGCAAGAUCGCUGGUCGCUAUGUCCUCGAAGUGCCCGAGUAAUCGGUUCGUUCAUGAUCGAUCGAAACCCUUAUCUCGCUGGACCGGGAUGGUUCAUCCGUCUUUACGAAGGAGACGAGAUUUCUUUUCCCUAGCUUGUGCUUAUUGCCCUUUCUUCUCAUCCUCUUUCGAAUCCCCCCCAUCGAUGCUAAACAUACAAGACUCAAUGGGGUAAAUCUUACGAUCUAAUGUAUCACACACAGCAGCAGCAGCAAAUCAAUUUCCCUGGCCAUGGAAUUUUAAUGGCGUAUUGAAUUAACUAGCCCUUCGAGGUUCUAGUAUGGAUUCCACGUUCGAUGGUCACGUAGUAUGAACAUGAAAUAAAACCAAGCUUGUACCACCUAUCCCUCUAAAGUAUCACC
Molecule: messenger RNA, 1844 nt
Organism: Aspergillus homomorphus CBS 101889
Lineage: Eukaryota; Fungi; Ascomycota; Eurotiomycetes; Eurotiales; Aspergillaceae
Product: zinc-dependent alcohol dehydrogenase
Exons: 3
Coding region: 424-1485 (353 amino acids)
Molecular function (GO): oxidoreductase activity; zinc ion binding
Source: RefSeq, a predicted model, not a curated record